UCUUCACUCGCGAAAUAAAAGAAAUUCCCAACUGAUUUUCGCGAGAGAAAAUUAACUUUCUCGAGAAAAUUGAACAAAGCGCGAAACGAAUUAUGGUUCAGUGAUCCCGAGCCCUAAACCGGUCAGUCCAGGGACGAUGAGGUCGAACCUUGCUAAGUCUUUGAGAACAUACAAAGAUUUCUCUUUGAUCUGUGAUGGAAGGAGAGCGAGCCAAGAUUUCUUCGAACACGAAGAAAGUGGAUCCGGAAAAUGGGGAAGUAAUAAACUGGGAAGAUUUCCAGCAAGAGCUUGCGCGACUAUGGAGUCUUUCUUCUGCUCUCACUGAAGCUAAGGAAAAGAAACAGAGCCUUCACCAGAAGCUCGAUCCCCUUAUUCAGGUUGAAGCUGAGUCACUAAAUAGAUCAAAUGAGCUUGAGGAAAUGCGUGAGAAACUGGAAUUAAGGAAAAAGAUGUUGGAAAACUUGUCAACGUGCCAUAAAAAAGCUGCGGAGAAUGUUAAAAAGAAAGAGGAGCAGCUAAAUGGUGAUGUUAAUUCACUAUUAUUUCGUGGGACUGCUCUUUCUGCUGUUCGGAACCGGUUGCAGGAAUCAAAUGAGUUUCUUUCUGGAGGAAAGGGGUAUAUUCGUCUUAAAAAAGUGGAAAAGAAGCUAAGAAUGAGACAGCAGCAUAUGGUGUCACAAGUUGCAUUGCUCUAUCCUGUAAAAAUCUCUGCAGGAGCUACACAGGACCAGGAGCUUGAUUCAUUUCCUAACAGUAGCAAACUAGGGCUUUCUGCUGGAACUAAGCCUGUGAAUCCUGGAUCUUUGGCAAUUUUGGGUCUGCAGUUGACAAUGGUUCCUUUUAAAACGAUGUCUCUUUUCUCAGACAAGAAAGAGGCUCAGAAGACUUCAAGUGCUCUGGGAUAUGUUGGUCAUGCUGUUCAACUUAUAGCUUCGUACUUGAAAGUUCCACUACGGUACCCUGUGCGCUUUGGUGGCUCUCGUUCAUAUAUUAUUGACUAUGCACCAUCAGCAGAGCCUACAUCUUCUACAUCGUCUGGUUUGCAGUCAAAUACAUCUCCUUCGACAAACAUAAAGCAAGUUGAAUUCCCCCUUUUUUUAGAUGGCAAUGACACAACAAGAACUGCUUAUGCUGUAUUCUUACUGAACAAGGAUUUAGAGGAGCUUUUAAAUUACAUUGGUGUCAAUAGUUUAGGACCAAGCCAUGUACUAGCUAAUUUGAAGGAGCUUGUAAGGACUAUUCAAUCUGCAGAUUAUAUUGAUACGUGAACCGAAUCUCGAAUGCCCAGUUGAACCAAAUACAAUAAUUGUUUAUAGUUCUUACACUUUUUACACGGGUGCAAAUUUUUUAGGGGAGCACCUUGCCACAAAGAUUUGUACUAAUAAUGUUGUGAUUAAUGCAAAUUGUUUCUUUGGUGGCA
Humulus lupulus (European hop) is the source of this 1420-nucleotide messenger RNA. Its product is annotated as vacuolar protein sorting 38. The record is from RefSeq and is a predicted model, not a curated record. Gene Ontology annotation, cellular component: endosome; lytic vacuole. Gene Ontology annotation, biological process: SNARE complex assembly. NCBI's taxonomy places the organism in Eukaryota, Viridiplantae, Streptophyta, Magnoliopsida, Rosales, Cannabaceae. The transcript has 6 exons. Gene Ontology annotation, molecular function: SNARE binding. Bases 195 to 1268 code for a protein of 357 amino acids.